UACAAGCAAAAGAAAUAACUAAUGUUGUGAAAGUUCCGUUAAAGUCUUCAGUGCGUUUGGACAAUGCUAGUAAGAAACCUAAAAUGAUAUCAGUGAAACAACUACAAGAAUGGGCUAAAGAGAUAUCAGAUAAACUGUUAGACCACGAAAGUCAGAUAGUAAGACGAGAUUUACUUUUGAAAGGGUUCACUAACUUAAAAAGUGUACGUCGCAAUGGCUCCGAGAUCGUGGACCAAGCGGCUACAGCUUUAAGUGACCUUUUAUCUAGAAGAGCAAAAGCCGCUGAAGCAAUAAUGAGGAAAGCAGAAGAACUAUCAAAGAAAAAUGUACCUCCACCACCAAAUUAUACGUAUAUGCAAAGUACGAAUCUGGAUCAAUACAAAAAAGAGGAUACAGAAUGGAAAGAAGAUCGUCGAAACUUUACAUUCCCGUUAAACUGUAGAAACCUAAAUAAAGUAAAUUUGUACAAAAGCAAACAUUUCGAUGCUAAUGUAUCUUUGGACACAAGUAGCGUGCAUGUUGCCGUAGAAGUUUUUGAUUGCGAUCCUAAAAUACUAGAACAUCUACAUUGGUCAGAAGGUCUGAUAUCCACUUUCAAAGAGAAUUACGUCCGUGAUGCUACGUUAGACUUUCAAUACAUGUGUAACGCUAAAGGAUUUUUAAGACAUUACCCAGCGGCAUUAUGGGACACCAUGUAUAAACUGAAGUUAGACGUAGAAGAUAUAUACGACUGUCGGCUGCGUCCCUGGUACGUCAGCGCCAGCGGCGCACCACGAGACAUACUCAUUCUACUCGACGCGUCAGGCUCUAUGACUAACUCAUCCAAUCUGCUUGUUGCAGAACAAUUAACAUUGGCUUUACUGAGCGCUCUGACCGACGACGACCAGGUUAAUGUUCUACGCUUCAACGUGACCGUGCGCUCGCCAAUCACAUGCUUCAAUGACAAACUCGUCUCGGCAAAUCACGUAAAUUCUGCAGCCAUAAUGGCGGCUUUAGCUCACUUCAAGAUGUGGAAUGAGACGUGGAUGGGAGACGUUCUUGAAUAUUCGGUGCGUCUACUACAGAAACAGCGCGGGACUCCGGACCGACCUCCAUCUUGUCAGCAGGCUAUUGUACUGCUUACUGACAGCCUGUACGAUAAUUAUACGCAGCUGCUAAACCAUCUUGAUCCUGAAGGUCGGAUAAGGUAA
Molecule: messenger RNA, 1190 nt
Organism: Papilio xuthus (Asian swallowtail)
Lineage: Eukaryota; Metazoa; Arthropoda; Insecta; Lepidoptera; Papilionidae
Product: voltage-dependent calcium channel subunit alpha-2/delta-3
Exons: 7
Coding region: 84-1190 (368 amino acids)
Cellular component (GO): voltage-gated calcium channel complex
Molecular function (GO): voltage-gated calcium channel activity
Source: RefSeq, a predicted model, not a curated record